GUGAUUGGAUCUUUCCAAUAACAAUAUGUCAGGUGAGAUUCCGAAGUUCUUAGAGGCAUUUCACUUCCUGGAAAUUCUGAAUUUAUCCUAUAACAAUUUUGAAGGCAUGUUACCAACCGAAGGAGUCUUCAAGAAUGCGAGUGCCACUUUUAUUGCUGGAAACAACAAGAUAUGUGGAGGAAUUCCGGAAUUUCGGCUCCCUAAAUGCAUCUCUAGAAGCUCCAAGGGCAAAGGGGAAGCUCGUAAAUUGAAACUCUUGCUCUCUAUUAUUUUUGGGCUUCUAGGGGCGGUGCUUGUUCUGGUUUUUGUGUAUGUAUGUUGGUUGAAGAAAAAGAAAGCACAAGAACCAACUUCAAGUUUCAUAGCUGAUAGCUGGCAAAACUUAUCUUAUAGAACUCUCCUUGGAGCAACAGAUGGGUUCUCUUCAACUAAUUUGAUCGGUGUUGGCAGUUUUGGAUCUGUUUACAGGGGAAUGCUCCAGGAGAAUGGGACUAAUGUUGCUGUGAAAGUGCUUAAUUUAACGCGUCAUGGUGCUUUGAAGAGCUUCAAAGCCGAAUGCGAGGCUUUAAAGCGUAUCAAACACCGUAAUCUUUUGAAAGUACUAUCAGUAUGCUCAGGUACUGAUUACAACGGAAAUGACUUUAAGGCUUUGGUCUAUGAGUUCAUGGUCAAUGGUAGCCUCGAAGAGUGGUUGCACUCUUCUCCAAUACCAGCUGAUGCAGAUGAGCCUUCAAAAAAUUUGAGUCUCAUCCAAAGGAUAAAGAUUUCCAUCGACAUUGCUUUUGCAUUGGACUAUCUACAUAACCAAUGCCACAGCACCAUAGUUCAUUGUGAUCUAAAGCCAAGCAAUGUCCUUUUAGAUGCUGAGAUGGUUGGACAUGUUGGUGACUUUGGAUUGGCAAAGAUCGUCCUUGAAUCCACAUCUUACAUGAACACAAAUAUAAGUUCAAUUGGUUUGAGAGGAACAGUUGGUUAUGCUGCUCCAGGUAUGGCCCCUUACAUCCCCAACCCCCUCAAAUGA
Syzygium oleosum is the source of this 1021-nucleotide messenger RNA. RefSeq names its product probable LRR receptor-like serine/threonine-protein kinase At3g47570. The transcript has a single exon. Lineage: Eukaryota; Viridiplantae; Streptophyta; Magnoliopsida; Myrtales; Myrtaceae. Gene Ontology annotation, biological process: protein phosphorylation. The coding region runs from base 26 to 1021 and encodes 331 amino acids. Gene Ontology annotation, molecular function: protein kinase activity; ATP binding. The record is from RefSeq and is a predicted model, not a curated record.